ACCUCUGAUUCAAUCUCUUGUAUCUUACCAAACUCCUCCUCCUCUUCCGUAUUCGCCCCUUCGGCUGCCUUUCCCAGUGAAUCAGAACCAGGAUCGCGUCAUGACUACGUCAGUCCAGAGGCGUCGUGGGCGGCUCUCCGCAUUUUGCCACAGCAACUGCGUCCACAUGUACCUGUCCAGUUAGUGAUGGAGUAUGUACAGUGCAUACUCUCCCAGCUGACAGCUCAAGCCGCGGAUAGCGUUCGUCAACGACGCCAGCUUCAGUCACCUCAACAGCCUCAAUCACGCCAGCAAUGUCUACAAGGGCAACGAGUAUCUGCUGGACCGUUCGGAUCGCCAUCGCUGCAAAAGCCGCUUCAGCCCCUCGGUCUGGAUCCAAACGCAACGUCCCAGAACCUCGCCACCAAAGCAAACUCGGACUUAAUGCAUGGCUUUCUAUCCUCCCUCGGUCCACGCUCCCUGCGCAAGCAGCAUCACUCGCCAGGGUCCGACUCUUCUCAAACUGGAGAACAAAGCCGGCUGGAGCCAAGCCUCGGAGAUAGGCCCCUCACCAGUUCUGUCUCUAUGCUCUCCAUACCCGUCGCCCCUGUCGGCAGCCUGUUGGGCCAGACGUCGAAUGGAUCAGUCACAAGUGGCCCAACAAUGGGACUUGGAUCACUGGCUGGGCGGCAGCCCACGACUGGUUCCACAUUGGCUCUGGCACGUACUCCCAGAGGUAGUCUGGUUCGUGAAAGUAUCGCCAACCUGCAUCAGCAUCUGCUGCUUGUUGUCGCCGAUCAGUCGAAAGCCAGCUGCACAUGCACCAUACAAGAGCUGGUUGACAGCAACAUCGAAGACUACCGGCUCAGACAGGCAGAGUUGGCACUGCUUGCUGGCCUCGCCUUUCUUGCUGCCUGCAGAAAGUCAUGUCUCUUUGGAGCAGCUUUCUUUCCUGUGCAGGCGAGUGGUAAUGCCGUGCGCAAGCACACACGCGAAUAG
This is a messenger RNA of Protopolystoma xenopodis, 978 nucleotides long. The record is from the annotation of a GenBank genome assembly. NCBI's taxonomy places the organism in Eukaryota, Metazoa, Platyhelminthes, Monogenea, Polystomatidea, Polystomatidae.